UUUUUCUUUUUUUUUUUUUCCUCCUUAUAAUUUGACCUGGUAAAGACGUACAUAUAUCUAUAUUAUAUUUCCUGCUCUCCAAGGAAGGCAUCCAUGAGACCGUCUCUUCGUCGCUUCCUCUGUGUCGUUUUACCCUUCUCCUCUGUGUCUUCGCCUCAACACCAGGUAGGAAGAAAGAAAGAAUAGAUGGCUAAAACCCGUUUCUUCUCUCCGAAUCCGGGGGUAAUAUCCCUAGAUUCGAACGAUUUCUGGCGGGAAAACGGUGGCGGGGGGUGGGCGACGGCGAUCGUCGUGGUCCUCCUCCUCUCCUGGCAGCUCCUGCGCGCCUUCUCGCGGCGUCGCGCGCCCCUCUCCGGAGAUCCCAAGUCGAUGCCGACCCCGACGACGCCUUCCUCGACCGGGAAUCCUUCUCUAGGGAUAUCGAAUAUCAUAUCUGACGCUGAUUUGAAGGACUUGAUAACCAGUUUGGAAGGGAAGCUCAAAGAUAAAGAGAGAUGGAAAGAUGUAAUUGAUAAAAAGAAUGACCAUAUAUCAUACAAUGCAAAGUGUUGCAGGCCAAAGGAUGGUCCCUUGAAAUACCUUAGUGUCACAACAUUUGAGAGAUGCUCCACUGAACUAUUAAGGGACUUCUACAUGGACAAUGAAUACAGGAAAGUGUGGGACAAGACCUUGAUCAAACAUGAUCAGCUGCAGGUUGAUGAAACCAGUGGGACAGAAUUUGGGCGUAUGAUAAAAAAAUUCCCUCUCCUGACACCAAGAGAGUAUUUGCUGGCAUGGCGUGUGUGGGAAGGAAAAGAUAAAGCCUUCUACUGCUAUGUAAGGGACUAUGAACAUCCGUUGGUACCACGACAGAGGAAAUAUGUUCGAGUUGGUUUUUUCAGAUCAGGUUGGCACAUUAGGAAAAUUCCUGGUAGGGAUGCAUGUGAGAUCACAAUGGUUCAUCAGGAAGAUGCUGGCCUAAAUGCGGAGAUGGCAAAACUAGCUUUUGCCAAGGGGAUUUGGAAUUAUGUGUGCAAGAUGAAUAAUGCACUGCGCGAAUACACUCCUCCCAUCCGCAGUCGCUCAAUCUCUGUUGCAACUCUGCUCAGACUUAUCCAAAAGGUUCCACCAAUGUUGGAGGCUGAUGCUGAGGUAAGUCAGCAAGGACUCUCCGAGAGCCCAGGUGGCAGAACCUAUGGCAGGCAGGCUGUCAGGAAUGUAUCAGGGAAGGAACUAUCAAGGAGGCCCUCAAAGAAGUGGAUAGCAAACGGAUUGUUGCUUCUUGGAGGCAUUGUCUGUCUGUCUCGUGGUCGCUCCAGUCUUGGCACUCAGCUGGCCGUGGCAUGCAUAUUGAAGAAACUUAUGAAGCAUGGAGCGGCAUCAGGACAAGUCGAGACAAACCGUGUUGUAAAGGCUAGACAUGAGCCAAGGCACCAUGUCUGAUCUCAACUUUUGAACCUUCUUUGAUCUACUCAAGCUUAGCCUUGAAAGACAUGUCUGUGGAUUGCAGAAUUCUUCAGUAAUCUUACCCUCUCUUUUUUUUCAACUUGUACAAAGGCAUUAUGAGAGAAACGAUGAUUGCUUGCUAGAUACUCUCGGGCAUAUAAUGGUAGAGCAUCCAGUUCUAAUAUAUGGUCCUGUGAUUGCUGGGUAA
Messenger RNA from Elaeis guineensis (African oil palm), 1633 nucleotides. RefSeq lists its product as uncharacterized. Lineage: Eukaryota; Viridiplantae; Streptophyta; Magnoliopsida; Arecales; Arecaceae. Gene Ontology annotation, molecular function: lipid binding. The record is from RefSeq and is a predicted model, not a curated record.